ACCAGCAUAAAAGCCAGCCCAGAGCCUCUCUCCCUCACACACUUCUCAAUCCUUCUCCUCCUGCUCCUCCGGACAGCAAGGGACCCUCCACACCACACCCAUGGCCUGCUACGACCUCUGCCGACCCUGCGGACCCACCCCGCUGGCCAACAGCUGCAACGAGCCCUGUGCCCUGCAAUGCCAGGACUCCCGCGUCAUCAUCAACCCUUCCCCUGUGCUGGUCACCCUGCCAGGACCCAUCAUGACCUCCUUCCCCCAGAGCACCGCCGUCGGAUCCACCUCCUCGGCUGCCGUGGGCACUGAGCUCAGUGUGCAGGGACAGCCCAUCUCUGGGGGAUUUGGUGGCUUUGGCUAUGGGCUGGGCUAUGGCCGUGGAUUUGGCUAUGGGCUGACCCUC
This is a messenger RNA of Ficedula albicollis (Collared flycatcher), 397 nucleotides long. RefSeq names its product feather beta keratin-like. Gene Ontology annotation, cellular component: intermediate filament. Gene Ontology annotation, molecular function: structural constituent of cytoskeleton. Lineage: Eukaryota; Metazoa; Chordata; Aves; Passeriformes; Muscicapidae. The annotation marks the transcript as partial. The record is from RefSeq and is a predicted model, not a curated record. The transcript is spliced from 2 exons.